Molecule: messenger RNA, 7553 nt
Organism: Pogona vitticeps (central bearded dragon)
Lineage: Eukaryota; Metazoa; Chordata; Lepidosauria; Squamata; Agamidae
Source: RefSeq, a predicted model, not a curated record
GGGCAGGCAGGCAGGCGGCGGUGGGAGGUACGGAGCUCGGCGUGGCAGGUAGAGGCUGGAUCCGUGCAAAAACGGCCGAGAGGUUCGGGAGGACGUAGCAGGAAGAUCUGUGGAUGCCAGACAGGCGGUUCUUUCCCUGCAUGCUCCCCUGCCUGGCACUGAUUUGGACUUGCUAUCAGUGCUAACAAGGCUGAAUGAACUGCCUGCGUCUGGCCCUGCCUGACCCCAGGCGACUCCCUGGUGAUCAUGUGGUGGCUGCUGUUGACCGCCACCACCACCGCCACGGUCCUCCUCCUCUCCGUGCCGCCCCCUGUCGUAGGCAUCCCGCCCAGGCAGGCCACGUUCGCUGUAUCAGACAUGGCUCUCACCCAUUUGGCGGUUCACCAUGACACAGGAGAGGUCUAUGUUGGAGCCAUCAACCGCAUCUACAAGCUUUUGGCCAACCUGACCCAGUUGCGGGUUCACCAGACGGGCCCGGUGCCGGAUGAUCCCCGGUGCUACCCUCCUCCGGGCGUGAGGCUCUGCGCUCACCGACUCUCCCCGGCCGACAAUGUGAACAAGUUGCUGCUGAUUGACUAUGCGGGCAGCCGCCUGGUGGCCUGUGGCAGCGUCUGGCAAGGCGUCUGCCAGCUCUUGCGACUGGACGAUUUGGCCAAGCUGGGUGAGCCGCACCAGCGUAAAGAGCACUACCUUUCGGGUGGGCGUGAACCUGAUGCCAUGGUGGGUGUGAUUGUGGAGCUGCCGAGACAGCCCAGCCAGUUCUUUGUGGGCACCUCCAUUGGAGGGCGCUCCGAAUACUUCCCCACCCUCUCCAGCCGCCGCCUGACUCCUGACGCCACCAGCCCCGAGAUGUUCAGCCUGGUGUAUCAAGAUGAGUUUGUCUCCUCCCAAAUCAAGGUUCCUUCGGACACACUCUCGCUCUACCCUGCCUUUGACAUCUACUAUGUGUCCGCCUUUGUCUCUGGCCGCUUUGUGUAUUUCCUCACCUUGCAGCUGGACACAGCCCAGACUCCUCUGGAGCCAGCAGGAGGUCCGGGAGGCCCUGGUGUGACUGGUGGGGAGCGGUUCUUCUCAUCCAAGAUUGUACGUCUAUGUGCCAACGACACCGAGUUUUACUCCUACGUGGAAUUUCCCCUGGGUUGCUCCAAGGACGGAGUGGAAUACCGCCUCGUGCAGGCGGCUCAGCUAGCCAAAGCAGGUCGACAGCUGGCUCAGUCCCUUGGCAUCGCCGAGGGGCAGGAUGUACUUUAUGCUGCCUUCUCCCAGGGCCAAAAGAACCGAGCGGCCCCACCGCGGGAGAGUCUUCUGUGCCUCUUCACCCUGGAUGAGGUCAACCAGCGCAUCCGUGAACGCAUCCAGUCAUGCUACCGUGGAGAAGGGCGCCUCUCGCUCCCGUGGCUUCUCAACAAAGAGCUCCCCUGCAUCAACACGCCCAUGCAGAUCAAUGGGAAUUUCUGUGGGCUGGUGCUCAACCAGCCCUUGGGGGGACUGCAGGUCAUCGAGGGGCACCCACUACUUGAAGAGAAGGCAGAGGGCAUGGCCAGUGUUGCUGCCUAUACCUACCGUGGCCACUCAGUUGUCUUUAUUGGGACCCGUGCUGGAAACCUCAAAAAGGUGCGUGUGGACAAUCCAAAUGAGGCCCAUCUUUAUGAGUCUGUGCCGGUUAUGCCUGGGGAGCCCCUGCUGCGUGACAUGGUCCUCAGCCCUGACCAGCGAUCUCUUUAUCUUCUCAGUCAGAGACAGGUGGUGCGACUUCCGGUAGAAAACUGUGAACAAUACACAUCAUGUGCUGAAUGCUUGGGUUCGAAAGACCCACACUGUGGCUGGUGUGUCCUCCACAACAGGUGUUGUAGAGAAAGCGAAUGCCCCCGUGCGGCAGAGCCUCACCGGUUCACAGCAACUCUAUCUCAAUGUGUGCAGCUGCUUGUGGAGCCCAAUAACAUCUCAGUGACAGAGCCUAGCAUUAUGCUUCAGCUUACUGUCUACUAUGUCCCAGACCUGAGUGCUGGCGUGACUUGCUCCUUUGAGAGCCUUGGAGAGAGUGAGGGGCAGCUCCAGGUGGAUGGAGGAAUCCAGUGCCUUUCUCCUACCUUGAGGGAUGAGCCCCCUGGGGAGUACGGUGAUGUCCGCACGGUUAAACUCCGCCUUCUUUCCAAGGAGACUGGUGUGGAAUUUGCCAGCACGAACUUUGUCUUUUAUGACUGUAGCCUUCUGCGCACGUGCCUGUCAUGUGUCAGCAGCCACUAUCCUUGCCACUGGUGUAAAUACAGACACACUUGCACCCACAAUGUUGCCAAAUGCUUCUUCCUAGAGGGACGAGUCAACACCACUGAGGGCUGCCCGGAGCUGCUCCCCGGUGGGGAGAUCUUGAUCCCGGUGGGAGUAUUGCAACCUAUUACCUUGCGUGCCAAGAACCUUCCACAGCCUCAGUCGGGGCAGAAGAACUACGAGUGUGUCUUGGGCAUCCAGGGCCGCCAGCAGCGGGUGCCAGCUGUACGCUUCAACUCCAGCAGCGUACAGUGCCAGAAUACCUCGUAUUGGUAUGAUGGUGAAGAAGUGGGAGAGCUGCUGCUGGAUUUUGAUGUAAUUUGGGAUGGAGACUUUGCCAUUGACAAGCCACCAGGCUUCAAAGCUCUCUUGUACAAGUGCUCUGCCCAGCGUUCCAGCUGUGGGCUCUGUCUCAAGUCAGACCCACGUUAUGAGUGUGGAUGGUGUGUCCCUGAACGCCGCUGUCUCUUGCGCCCGCACUGCCCUGCCUCCCGGCAGAAUUGGGUGCCACCAGGCCGGCGUGGAGCCCGCUGUGCCCACCCACGCAUCACCCAGGUACUGCCCUUGACAGGCCCCAAGGAAGGUGGGACCCGUGUGACAGUGUGGGGUGAGAAUCUGGGGCUUCAUUUCUUCGAAGUGGGGGUACGUGUGGCUGGUGUGCGCUGCAGUUCUCUCCCAGCUGAAUACAUAAGUGCUGAGAGGCUGGUGUGUGAAUUGGAGCCAUCACUUUUGCCCGACCCUCCCCCUGGGCCCGUGGAGCUUUGUGUAGGAGACUGCAGUGCUGACUACCGGACCCAAUCAGAUACUCCCUUCACCUUUGUGACACCCAGCUUUCAUGGUGUGGACCCAGAACGAGGUCCUGCUUCAGGUGGAACAAAAAUCAGCCUUUUAGGGUCCCAUCUGGAUGCUGGGAGCAAUGUCAGUGUUGCGAUCAGGGGAGCACCAUGUCAGCUGCUGAGGCGUAGCACAGGGGAGAUUGUCUGCCUGUCUCCCCCCUCGGCAGUAGGCCCAGGUCCUGCCAACCUCAGCCUGCGCAUUGACCGUGCUAACAUCAGCCCCAAUGGCACCAUCUCCUUCCGCUACAGUCCUGACCCAGUUAUCACAGCCAUUGAGCCUUCCUGGAGUAUUGCCAAUGGUAGUACCAGCCUCACCGUGAGUGGGACUCAUCUGCUGACAAUCCAGGAGCCACGGGUUCGAGCUGCAUACGGUGGCAUAGAAACCAUUAAUAGCUGCCAGGUUUUAAAUGACUCUGUAAUGCUGUGCAAAGCCCCAGGCAUUGUACCCGGGGAGCAGGCGCUGCCUCUUGCUGGCGCUCACCCGGAUGAGUUUGGCUUCCUCUUGGACCACGUGGCUGUUGUGCGAACCCUGAACCGCUCGGCCUUCACCUACUACCCUGACCCCAGCUUUGAGUCAUUUGGGCCCAGUGGCAUCCUGGAGAUCAAGCCUGGAUCCCACGUCGUCCUCAAGGGCAGAAACCUGAUCCCUGCAGUGUCUGGCAGCGCACGGCUCAACUAUACUGUGCUGAUAGGUGGAGAACCAUGCACUCUGACUGUUUCAGAGACCCAACUGCUGUGUGAUUCGCCAAGCCAAACUGGGGAGCAGCCAGUCACGAUCCUGGUGGGGGGUCUGUCCUUCUCCCCUGGGACCCUCCACAUCUACCCUGAGGCAGCGCUACCUUUGCCUGCACUUGUCGGUUUAGGAGCAGGGGGUAGUCUGCUUCUGGGAGCCAUCAUCGGGGUGCUGGUGGCCUACAAGCGGAAGACACGGGAUGCUGACCGCACUCUGAAACGCCUUCAGCUGCAAAUGGACAACCUGGAAUCUCGUGUAGCCCUGGAAUGCAAGGAAGCUUUUGCUGAGUUGCAGACAGACAUUAAUGAGCUGACCAACAACAUGGAUGGAGUGAAAAUCCCUUUCCUGGACUAUCGGACGUAUGCGAGGCGUGUGCUCUUCCCAGGAGUGGAUGAUCACCCUGCACUGCAGGAGACCAGUACUCCACCAAGCACCGAGAAGGGGCUUCGUCUCUUUGGGCAGCUGUUGCACACACGGCCCUUCCUGCUGACCUUCAUCCACACACUUGAAGGCCAGCGUGGCUUCUCCAUGCGGGAUCGUGGGGCUGUGGCAUCUCUGACUAUGGUGGCACUGCAGGGUCGGCUUGACUACGCUACUGGGGUGCUGAAGCAGCUGCUGGCGGACCUCAUUGAAAAGAAUCUGCAGAAUCGUGCCCACCCCAAGCUGUUGCUCCGUCGGACGGAGUCGGUGGCUGAAAAAAUGUUGACCAAUUGGUUUACUUUUCUUCUGCACAGGUUCCUCAAGGAAUGUGCUGGAGAACCCCUCUUCAUGCUUUUCUGUGCCAUCAAGCAGCAGAUGGAGAAGGGCCCUAUAGAUUCCAUCACUGGUGAGGCACGCUACUCAUUGAGCGAGGACAAGCUCAUACGGCAGCAGAUCGAUUACAAGACCUUGACCCUGUUAUGUACUCCACCGGAGCCACCUGGGGGGCCUGCCGUGCCUGUCAAGGUGUUAAACUGUGACUCAGUGACACAGGUGAAGGAGAAGUUGUUGGACGCUGUGUACCGAGGGGUGCCCUACUCCCAGCGCCCGCGUGCAGAGGACAUGGAACUGGAGUGGUGUCAGGGCAGUGGGGGCCGGACCAUCUUGCAGGAUGAGGAUGCCACAAGCCGGAUUGAGGGAGACUGGAAAAGGCUCAACACGCUAGGCCAUUAUCAGGUAACAGAUGGCUCCACAGUGGCACUGGUUCCUAGGCAGGCGUCAGGCUACAAUAUUGCCAGCUCCUUCACUUUCACCCACUCGCUGAGCCGCUAUGAGAGCUUGCUACGCACCUCCAGCAGCCCUGAAAGUUUGCGCUCACGAGCUCCCAUCCUCACUCCGGACCAAGAUUCAGGCACCCGCCUCUGGCAUCUGGUCAAGAACCACGAGCACCUUGGAGAUCCCAAAGAAGGGGAACGAGGGAGCAAGAUGGUAUCUGAGAUCUACCUCACCCGGCUCCUUGCCACUAAGGGCACGCUGCAGAAGUUUGUAGAUGAUCUGUUUGAGACUGUGUUCAGCACAGCGCAUCGUGCCAGCGCCCUCCCCCUGCCCAUCAAAUACAUGUUUGACUUCCUGGAUGAGCAGGCGGAGAGGAGACAGAUAGGUGACCCUGACGUCCGGCAUACCUGGAAGAGUAAUUGCCUGCCUUUGCGGUUCUGGGUAAAUGUCAUCAAGAAUCCACAGUUUGUUUUUGACAUCCACAAGAGCAGUAUCACAGACGCUUGCCUUUCUGUGGUGGCCCAAACCUUCAUGGACUCAUGUUCCACCUCUGAACACCGCCUGGGCAAGGAUUCCCCAUCAACAAAGCUGCUAUACGCCAAGGACAUUCCUGUCUAUAAAGGCUGGGUGGAAAGGUACUAUCGGGACAUCAGCAAGAUGGCAUCCAUCAGUGAUCAAGAUAUGGAUGCUUAUCUAGUAGAACAAUCCCGGCAGCAUGCGGGUGAAUUUAACACCCUUGGUGCACUGGGAGAGCUCUACAGCUACGUGGGAAGGUACCGUGAUGAGAUCCUGACGGCGCUGGAACGUGAUGCUGCCUGCCGGAAACACAAACUGAGGCCGAAGCUUGAACAAGUCAUCACUCUCGUUUCUGGGAAUAGCUGAGAGUCCAGGAGGGCGGGUUUGCGAGGGGGCAAAAAAAGGGAAGCAGGGGCACACGUCCUCAGCAGAUGGAUCCGAAAAAGACUCUACCUCCAACUUUGACGUGUGGUGCCACCAAGGGGGGGGGGGAACAGACUUGACCUUUUUAACUUCCCCCGUGGGCCAGAGAUCUAUGUGACCUUUUGCACUCUAAGGCUGAAGUCCUGGGGUUGCCAAUGGAGGUUGUGGUGCCCUCCCCUCCUCCCCCAACCUUCAGUCUGGAAGCAAUAACAAGCAUCCUUCCUUCGCAUCUGAACUGGGAAGGGCAACUCAAAAUGAGCAGUGAGGUUGGGGCACAGCCAGAUAACGCCCCCCCUCAAGCUGGCAGCUAGAUGGAGAUCCCUCACCCCCUCCCCAAUGUUUGUGGAUCCUCCCGUUAAGCAUAACAGUCCAUUUCCUAGUCUCCCCCACUCCUCAUCGGUAGCUGGUGGAAUUCGCCCUUGUUCUGUUUUUGGUAACCAUGACAAUUGGAUAUUUUUUAUCCGUACCUGAGAACACCCCCCCUCCCGUUCACCCCCGCCCCACCUGUUGUGCCCUCAUGGGGUGCAGUGCCUUACUCAUUAAUUUAUUAUUGCAUCUUGUUAAGAUUAUUGGCUGUAAAUGAUUCCAUUCCCUGGGUGUAGAGAUUUCAGUGUAAAAAGUCCUCCGUUUCCCCCCUCCCCAUUCUUGAGAGUGUGUGUAAAUAUUUGCACUGCAGCCUGGAGGGAUUCAAUCCCCCCCACUCCUCCAAAAUAAAUAAAUAAAUAAUGUCGUGAAAUAAAAUAAAAUUUAAAAUCCCCCUUGGGGUUUAGAAAUUAAGGUGGGGUGUCCCUGCAGCUGCACUGGCUUUUUAUUGGUUCAUUUUAUAAUUAAUUUUUCUUUUGCUAAAUAAAAGCCUGGAAAAAUGGUUUUUUUCCCCUUGAUAUCAUGUGUGUGCUGGGAUGUAUUGGGAGGGAUUCCAUAAGAGAGCAAUUGCAGAGAAAUGAACCCUGUCUUCAGGCGUUCCAGACUCAUACAGAAAUAUUUUGGUCUCUCUCUUCUUUCCAUAUGCUGUCUUUUGUUCAUCUGCAAGGUUGGUUUCUCCCCUCCUGUCCUCUUUUGAAUUGCACCUAAAACUCUAAGGAUAGUACUCUACCUCACAUGUAGAAUAAGAUCAAAUACUGUCUGUCUGUCUGUUUGUGCGUGUGUGUGUGCAUUUAACACUGCAAUUUCUAGUAUUCAAACACUGCCUGAAAAACAUCAUUUUGGUUUUGUCCUGAGUGCCACCCAGGAAUCAGCUUUUUUGCUGGAAACACUCCUGGGCGUGCAACAAGUACAACAUACAAAUUACAAGCCACACAUCCUUAACUACUCAAGUACCUGGAUUGGGUCUUGCGGUUGGGAUUCCCAAUGUGCAUCUCGGGCAAGGGGAGAAAAGUAUGAUACAGACCCCCUGGAGGCUGUGUUUCCAGCCUUUGAAUACAUGUUUUCCUAUCAAAAAUUGUGAAUGUCAGUUUCUGGAAUUCCAAAAGAAGCAAUUCAUAUUUCAAAUUGGUCACAGGAGCUCACUGCACGGCAUACUCUAAAAUACCCACUUUUUGAAUGCUGGAAGAAUAAAUCUAGCCGUGCCUGGUUAUGCCUUUUGC